Erythranthe guttata (spotted monkey flower) is the source of this 3403-nucleotide messenger RNA. Its product is annotated as elongation factor Ts (DUF810). NCBI's taxonomy places the organism in Eukaryota, Viridiplantae, Streptophyta, Magnoliopsida, Lamiales, Phrymaceae. The record is from RefSeq and is a predicted model, not a curated record.
AGAGAGAGAGAGAGCCCUUCUUUUUCCUCUCUGGUUUUACUUUUUUCUGACUCAUCUUCUCUCUCUACUCUCUCUCUCUACACACAGAGUAGCAGCAAUGGCGUCCCUCUUCCGAGACCGAGCCCUCGGUCUCUCCAAGAGAGACUCUUUCUCAUUCUCUUCCUCAUCCUCCACCGCGGCGGCCGCCGCCGCCGCAUCUCCUUCUUCCGCUACCUCCCGCUUCAUGCCUGCCGCCAACUCCACCGCUUUAUCCCCACUCCCGUCCCCUUUCGGCGACCUCACCUCAACUCUCUCCGAUUCCGACAUUCGUUCUUCCGCCUACGAGAUCUUCCUCUCCGCCAACCGCUCCUCCGCCUCCAAACCCCUGACGUACAUUCCCAGCAGUAAUAGCAGUAAUUCACCCAGCAACAGUACCACCAACGGCAAUUCCACUGCUAAUCUGCAGAGGUCAUUGACCUCGGCGGCGGCAUCCAAGAUGAAGAAGGCCUUGGGGAUGAGAUCCAGCAGUUCCAAAAAGAGUUCCGAUUCGCAUAAUUCGACCCCUGGGGGGAAAUUGAAGAAGCCGGUGACUAUAGGAGAGCUCAUGAGAGUCCAGAUGAGGGUUUCUGAGGCCGCAGAUUCGAGGAUUCGCAGGGGUUUGCUGAGGAUUUCUGCUGGACAGGUUGGGAGAAGGACAGAGUUGACAGUUCUUCCACUCGAGCUAUUACAGCAAUUCAAAGCCUCGGAUUUCACUGAUCAACAAGAGUACGAAGCAUGGCAGAAGAGAAACCUCAGAAUGCUCGAGGCUGGUCUCCUUCUCCACCCUCACACGCCACUGGAAAAGGCUAAUACUGCCGCUCAGCGACUGCGCCAAAUUAUCCAUGCAGCAUUGGAUCGGCCAAUAGAAACUGGUAGAAACAACGAAUCCAUGCAAGUCCUUCGUACUACAGUAAUAGCACUUGCCAGCAGGACAGUCGACGGAGCUCCCUUUGAAUGCCACUGGGCAGAUGGUCUCCCCUUGAAUCUCCGUCUAUAUGAAACCCUUCUAGAAGCUUGCUUUGAUGUUAAUGACGAGACUGCUAUUGUAGAGGAAGUUGACGAGAUCAUGGAACUUGUAAAGAAAACAUGGGGAGUCCUCGGUCUGAAUCAAACACUACACAACCUAUGCUUUACGUGGGUUCUAUUCAACCGAUAUGUUGCUACUGGGCAAGUUGAAAACGAUCUAUUACGUGCUGCCGAUAGUCAACUCGCUGAAGUUGCCAAAGAUGCAAAAGUAACCAAAGAUUCGAUUUACUCCACGGUUUUGAGUUCUACACUAACUGCCAUGAUGGGUUGGGCCGAGAAAAGACUAUUGGCUUACCACGAAACAUUUGACAGUGGAAAUAUUGACUUGAUGGAAAGCAUUGUUUCUGUUGGGGUAUUAGCUGCUAAGAUCUUAGUUGAAGACAUAUCGAAUGAGUACCGUCGAAGAAGAAAAAACGAAGUUGAUGUGGCGCUUAGCAGGAUCGACACUUACAUUAGGUCAUCACUCCGCACUGCAUUUGCUCAGAGAAUGGAAAAGGCUGAUUCGAGCAGAAGAGCAUCGAGAAACCAGCCGAACCCUCUUCCUGUGCUUGCUAUCCUGGCUAAGGAUGUUGGUGAGCUGGCAAUAAAAGAGAAGGACACGUUUAGUCCUAUAUUGAAGAUAUGGCACCCCUUCGCUGCAGGAGUUGCUGUUGCCACUCUGCACGCUUGCUAUGGGAAUGAACUGAAGCAAUAUAUUUCAGGCAUUGCAGAAUUGACACCGGAUGCUGUGCAAAUAUUAAGAGCCGCUGAUAAAUUGGAAAAAGAUCUCGUUCAAAUUGCUGUUGAAGAUUCUGUGGAUAGUGAUGAUGGUGGGAAGGCCAUUAUACGUGAGAUGCCUCCUUAUGAAGCCGAAGGUGUGAUUGCUAAUAUGGUUAAAUUAUGGAUAAAGACAAGAAUAGACAGGCUGAAAGAAUGGGUUGACAGGAAUCUCCAGCAAGAGGUUUGGAAUCCACGAGCUAAUCAAGAGGGAUGUGCUCCUUCAGCUGUGGAGGUUUUACGAAUAGUUGACGAGACCUUGGAGGCAUUCUUUCUGCUGCCAAUACCAAUGCAUCCUGCGUUACUUCCCGAUUUAGUGACUGGCCUAGAUAAAUGUCUUCAAUACUAUGCAACUAAAGCAAAAUCUGGCUGUGGAUCAAGAAGCAUCUACAUUCCCACAAUGCCAGCAUUAACCAGAUGUACCACAGGAACAAAAUUUCAGUGGAAGAAGAAAGAGAAGGCAGUGGCCUCUCAGAAAAGGAACCCUCAGGUUGCUACAGUCAACGGAGAUAGCUCUAAUACGGUACCACAGCUAUGUGUACGCAUAAACACAUUGCAUAAAAUACGUAUGGAAUUAGAAGUUCUUGAAAAGAGAAUAAUCACCCUUCUGAGAAACUGCGAAUCAGCCCAUGUAGAAGACUUCUCAAAUGGGGUCGGUAAAACCUUCGAAAUCACUCCAGCCACUUGCAUCGAAGCUGUCCAACAGUUAUCCGAGGGUGUUGCAUACAAAAUCGUCUUCCAAGAUCUAAGCCACGUCUUGUGGGAUUAUCUCUACGUCGGCGAACUUUCUUCUUCAAGAAUCGAGCCUUUUCUCCAAGAACUCGAAAAGAAUCUCACGAUAGUCGCAGACACGGUCCACGAAAGAGUUCGCACACGUCUUAUAGCCGAUGUAAUGAGAGCUUCCUUCGACGGGUUUUUCCUGGUCUUGCUUGCAGGUGGGCCCACACGGGCCUUCUCCAAACAGGACUCAAGUAUGAUAGAGGAUGAUUUCAAGUCACUUAAGGAUCUUUUCUGGGCCAAUGGGGAUGGAUUGCCUGACGACGUAAUAGACAAGUUCUCGACCACUGCAAGAGAAGUACUUCCACUUCUUCGAAUGGAGAGUGAGGCACUAAUCGAGAGGUUUAGGCGGUUGACUUUGGAGACUUACGGUUCGUCUGCUAAGGCUCGACUUCCUCUGCCUCCAACAUCUGGGCAGUGGGACCCGAACGAACCGAACACGUUAUUGAGAGUUCUGUGUUACAGGAAUGAUGAAACUGCUACAAAGUUUCUUAAGAAGACUUAUAACUUGCCCAAGAAACUGUAGUUACUGAAAGGUGAUGCAGCCACUUUGGGGAGGCAUAGGUUUGCUCGAGUUGUUGUACAGUUGAGAGAUUUUUUUAAGGCUUAAUUUUCGAAAGGCUUUUUAUUUACGAGGAAGGUAUCGGUGUUAUUAUUUGUUCUAUUCAUCUAUAUAAUUUUAAUUUGAUUGAUAUAUUUCUAGUCUUAGUUUUUUUUUUGUUCAUAUUUAUUCUUUAUUGUGUUUUGAGUUUGUUUGUUAAUGUAGGGAGAUUGAUCUAUCAUGUAUGAACUUUGUUAUUUACAGCAAGUACCUUACAGUGUUACU